CCGCCGCCGCGGGAUCGCGCCCCUCCCCCAGCCCCCGGCCCCUCCGGCCCGCGGGGAGCGGACGCGCGCGCGGCUGCUCGAGAGAAUCACUGAAUUUCAAAGCCAGAAAGGAUUUCGAAGAUCAUCCAGACGGCUCCUAGAGGAAUUUGUGGUCCUGGGUUAUUAAGCACCUUGAAAAGAACUAUGGUGGGACGGUCCGUGGAGCCGGACCCAGGAUGCUCCCGGGGUGUGGAUGACCAGCGGCCCAACCCCGCACGGCCCAGGCCCGGAUGCCGCGCCCUUGUCUCCGGACCCGGGGACCCCUCCCGUCGCGGGACUGAGCUUCCCGAAGCCGCCGAGCGAGCGGCGACGGCGCAGGGACCCGCGGGAAGGGGCUUGGCGCCGGCGGGAAACAUUUUCCCCCAGCGGCUCGGCAAGAUGACCAGUCUGUUCCGCCGGAGCGCCGGCGGCGGCGGCGGGGGCGGCGGCGGCUCGGCGGCGGCGCGCGGGGCUGGGGGCAGCGCGGCCGCCUCGCAGGAGCUCAACAACAGCCGGCCCGCCCGCCAGGUGCGCCGCCUCGAGUUCAACCAGGCCAUGGACGACUUCAAGACCAUGUUCCCCAACAUGGAUUACGACAUCAUCGAGUGCGUGCUGCGUGCCAACAGCGGCGCCGUGGACGCCACCAUCGACCAGCUGCUGCAGAUGAACCUGGAGGCGGGUGGCGGCAGCGUCUACGAGGACAGCUCGGACUCGGAGGACAGCAUCCCCCCGGAGAUUUUGGAAAGGACCUUGGAACCUGACAGCUCUGAUGAGGAGCCCCCGCCUGUGUACUCCCCUCCAGCCUACCACAUGCACAUGUUCGACAGGCCUUACCCUCUGGCUCCCCCCACUCCACCUCCCCGCAUCGAUGUGCUGGGCUCCGCGCCCCCUUCCGGCCAGAGGCGCUAUCGGAACUGGAACCCCCCGCUGCUAGGCAACCUCCCGGAAGACUUUCUCCGCAUCCUGCCCCAGCAGCUGGACAGCGUACAGGCUAACUCCGGGGGCUCGAAGCCGGCGAGCACAGAGGGAGGCCGGCCCCUCAUGGCCGGGCCCGGACCCCGGGACCAGGAGAACCGCUGGAAGCAAUACCUGGAGGACGAGAGGAUCGCGCUCUUCCUGCAGAACGAGGAGUUCAUGAAGGAGCUGCAGCGCAACCGCGACUUCCUCCUUGCCCUGGAGAGAGAUCGAUUGAAAUACGAGUCCCAGAAAUCUACAUCCAGCAGCGUAGCUGUGGGAAAUGACUUUGACUUUCCCGCUCCUGUCCCAGGAACCAGCGACAACAACCCCGCCGUGUCCGAAGAUGCCUUAUUCAGGGACAAGUUGAAACACAUGGGAAAAUCCACCCGGAGGAAGCUGUUUGAACUGGCCAGGGCCUUCUCGGAGAAGACCAAGAUGAGGAAGUCAAAGAGGAAACACUUGUUGAAGCAUCAGUCACUGGGGGCUGCGGCAUCAACAGCCAAUCUCCUGGAUGACGUGGAGGGCCACACUUGUGACGAAGACUUCCGGGGAAGGCGGCAGGAGGUGCCCAAGGUGGAGGAAGCGCUAAGGGAAGGACAGUAAGAGAUGCAGCAGUUUCUCCUCGCCGGAGACCAUCUGACCCGGUAGAGGCAGCCAGAGAGCAAACUGGCCCUCCGCUGAAGAGCCCAGCUGCAGCCAGACGGAUGGUGCUUGAGUUCUGAGGCCCACUGGUUCUCCGGCCACAGUCCAGCCCAGCCACCGCCACUGCCACUUCCCAAGGGACUUAGAACUUCGGAGUCGCAUGCUGUGAUUGGAGGAAGGGCCUGAGGGUGGAGGCAACAGCCAACCACAGUCCCUUUUGUAGCCAGGCUGUUCUAUGGGGAACGAGUGGAAAUGUAGGAUCUAACCCCUCUUCUUAAAAAAAACAAAACAAACAAACAAACAAACAAACAAAAAACACCCAGAAAACUGGCAAAGGUUGGAGUACCCAAAAGGGGAGGAUGAUCCUACCAGAGGCUCGUUGGCCUGAGGUGGAGCCCCUGCCCCACUCUUGUCCUGGUCUCUCCUGUCGGGCCAUAGACACUGCCUGAUCCCCUACCCCCAUCCCCAGCUCCCUUCUGGGCACCUAGGGUCCUUUAUUCCCAUGGCCUUCUGCAUCUCAGUCUUUCCCCAGGGCUGCUGGUCCUUGGCACACCCCUGCACAGAGCUCUGGGUGAGAGAGCCCCGGGCAGUGACUCGGGCCCUCUCUGAGGAGUGACGGGCCACCGCAGAGAGGUAUCUGCUGAGUACCCUGCCUGGGCCCCUCGGGCUGCCUCUGUUAGCAGCUGGCAAGGGCCCCCAGCAGGGAUGGGGGGGCUGGCCACCCCGGAGCUGGCGGAUUCUAGCUAUAGGCAGGGGUAGUCUUUACUCUGGCAGAAAUCUAAAGUCAGUUCUGGGUGGGAUCCUGCAGUCCCACGACAG
Kogia breviceps (pygmy sperm whale) is the source of this 2436-nucleotide messenger RNA. It is a transcript of the gene CUEDC1, whose product is annotated as CUE domain containing 1. The record is from RefSeq and is a predicted model, not a curated record. Gene Ontology annotation, molecular function: ubiquitin binding. Lineage: Eukaryota; Metazoa; Chordata; Mammalia; Artiodactyla; Physeteridae.